UCGCUCUGAGUGACUACCUCUGCGAGAGUGCCACCUAACUCCGCUUUCACUAGCCGAAGAACAUCCUCCGACUAGCCGAAGACCACCGGCCAUCAUGUCAUCCUCAGUGUUCUACAAGUUCAAGAACUCUCGCGAGCCCGAGCGCAUCGUUUUCGAUGGUACAGGCAUAUCUGUAUUCGAGCUGAAGCGUGAGAUCAUCACGGCAUCCGGCCUAGGCGAUGGAUCUGACUUUGACCUCCACCUCUACCCCGAAGAUCAACCAACCACCGAGUACGAUGACGAUACGACGAUUAUCUCUCGAUCCAGCACUGUUAUCGCUGUCCGCCGACCUGCCGCCCGAGGCCAUGGUCGAGCAGCUCGCUACGUCUCUGGACGCGCACCAGUACGAGCUAUCAAGAAGGCCGAGCCUGCAAAGACUACCACAGCGCCAACAACCACCGGAGGUGCAAUGACUGAGCAAGAUGCUGAGGCUGCUUUCCUUGCAGAAUCCGCACAAGUUUGGGACCAACAAAAGGAGUCUUUGUCGCACGCAAGGCCUAUUUUCCACAAGAAGAAACCCGUUAAUGUUCCGAGUCACGAUCCUCCACCAGGUUACGUUUGCUAUCGUUGCCAAAAGAAGGGUCAUUGGAUCCAACUCUGCCCUACGAACGACGAUCCUGAUUUCAAACCAGCUGCCCGAGCCAAACGUACAACUGGUAUUCCUCGGUCUUUCCUGAAGACGGUCGAAAAGCCAGCGGAUGGCGAUUUGGAGGAUGCCCGGGGUGUCAUGUUGAAUGCGGACGGAGAAUACGUUCAAGUUUUGACUGAUACAAGGACUUGGGAGAAGUUUCAAGAGAAGGCAAAUGCAUCAAAAGCACAAGCUGCGACUGCCGAGGCUGCAAACAAGGAGUUGAGGGAGCGAGGGUUGGAGUGCCCGAUUGACAAGCGGAUGUUUGUCGACCCGGUGAAGACCCCUUGCUGUGGUAAGACAUAUUGUCAUGAUUGCAUUGAGAAUGCACUAGCGGACGGAGAUUUGGUUUGUCCGAACUGUUCUACGGAGGGAGUCCUUAUUGAUGAUCUUGCCACCGACGAGGAAACAGUAGAGAAGAUGCGGGCAUAUGAAGCCGAAAAGGCGAAGGAGAAACUGGAGAAGGAGCAGCAAUCGAAGGAAGAAGCAAAGCAGGCAGCACAACCCACUUCUCCCCCUGGAAAUGAUGAAACCGUUUCUGUCCCUACCCCUACUGAUGCUAAGGUAAAGGCUAGUGAAGCCAACAAGUCUGAUUUGCCAAAGUCGCCUAAACCAGAAAACAGUAGCGUCGCUUCUGAUGCAAAUGUCAAAUCUCCUCACACAGGUGCAAAUGAUCCCGCUGCCUCCGCUCCAACACCAGGGGCUGAGGGAGCUGGUUCCGAUACUGACACUUCUACAACAUCUAAGAAGCGCAAACAGGCGCCGACCGACAUCAUAGCACCAACAGCCCCAAAGGCCAUGCGCAUACAGAAAGAACAGGAAACCCGUCAACAGGAUGACCAGUCCUCGGCACUCGAGAAGGAUUUCCUAGAGUCAAUGGAAGCCCUCAAAAACAUGCCGAAGAACAUGCCAAUGCCCAACAUGUCGAUGAGCAUGGGUGGCCCUAUGAAUCCAAUGAUGGGUAUGAUGAAUCCUGCCAACAUGAAUGGUAUGAAUGUGAACAACAUGAACAUGAACAAUAUGGGCAAUAUGAACCCCAUGGGAAAUAUGAAUGGUUUUGGUAAUAUGAACGGGAUGAAUGGCAACUGGAAUGGUGGCUACAACAAUUUCCAAAACCAAAACAUGUAUGGCAACAUGGGCUUCCAGAACAACAAUAUGAAUGGUGGAUAUGACAAUAUGGGGUAUGGCAACAUGAACGGCAUGCAAGGGAAUAUGCAAGGAAAUAUGCAAGGCUAUGGCGGUUGGAACAACAAUCAAGGCUAUGGAAACAUGGGCUUCGGCAAUCAAAAUCAAUACCAGAAUGGAAACUUUCCGAAUCAACAGCGGAAUAUGUUCUCGGAGCAGCCAAACCAACAGGAUGCAUAUGAACGGAAACCAUUGAACCCGCAUCGCGCACAGAACAAAAAUCGAAAGCAGCGUGCCCCGGAUUUCCACUAUGUCUAGCAAGACAGCCUCGAAAAUGGGGAAUUGCUCCUCGAAUCUGGAGCAACCGUCAAUCCUCGGACCUCACACCUCGACGCACCAUUCACACCAAUACCAACUUCAGCAACCUCGACAUCAACCUUUUCCCUU
Aaosphaeria arxii CBS 175.79 is the source of this 2239-nucleotide messenger RNA. Its product is annotated as DWNN-domain-containing protein. Gene Ontology annotation, cellular component: nucleus. Gene Ontology annotation, molecular function: nucleic acid binding; ubiquitin protein ligase activity; zinc ion binding. NCBI's taxonomy places the organism in Eukaryota, Fungi, Ascomycota, Dothideomycetes, Pleosporales. The coding region runs from base 95 to 2110 and encodes 671 amino acids. Gene Ontology annotation, biological process: mRNA processing; ubiquitin-dependent protein catabolic process; protein ubiquitination. The transcript is spliced from 2 exons. The record is from RefSeq and is a predicted model, not a curated record.